Messenger RNA from Sitodiplosis mosellana (orange wheat blossom midge), 7467 nucleotides. Its product is annotated as neural cell adhesion molecule 1-like. Gene Ontology annotation, molecular function: axon guidance receptor activity; protein binding. The transcript is spliced from 12 exons. Gene Ontology annotation, cellular component: neuronal cell body; axon; plasma membrane. The record is from RefSeq and is a predicted model, not a curated record. Gene Ontology annotation, biological process: synapse organization; homophilic cell-cell adhesion. The coding region runs from base 2070 to 3716 and encodes 548 amino acids. NCBI's taxonomy places the organism in Eukaryota, Metazoa, Arthropoda, Insecta, Diptera, Cecidomyiidae.
AGUGUGACUGAAACAUUCGGGGGUACAAUAGCUGUAUCAAUGGUGUUUACAAUUCAGUCAAUGAAAUGAACGAUGUAAAUAAACAUCACAAGGCAAUACUCUCCUGCUAUUGAGUGUUUCUCUUCGUUUUUGAAAUUCAGUGAGCGGCGAUAGAUAUAUACGGAAAAACAGCAACGUGUUUUAUUCUGACCGUUUGAACGGAAUUGAUUGAAAGAGAAAAAAAAGAAUACGAAAAAAAGAGAGCAACAUUAAAGCGGUAUAGACACAACACUGAUAAAUACAUUUUAUUGAGUGUAUUUUUUCAAUUAAAUUGUUUCGUUUCGUUUGGUUGAGUUUUAUUUUUCUCGCCUCGUCUUCAUAUUCUUUGGCAACAAACAAACAUUAAAGACAAUAACAAACGUGUCGAGAUAAAGCGACGAAAGCAAAAAAAAAAAUAGUCAUCAACGAUCAGUUGACUCAUUUUGGACGAUGUCGAUUUGAGUCUGUUAAUUUCCUUUUUGUUUUCCGUUUUCAUUUAUUGGAUUCAUUUAUCUGCGAACACACAACAAGUAUGAGAUUCCUGCUGAAAGUUAAUAUUUGAACAAUCAAUCCGGUGAAAAUUUGCUAAGUGAAACAAAUAGAACGAUUGUCGUAUUGUUUUUUUUUUCUUCCCUCCAUUUCUGCUAAGAAUUCAAGACACAUAACGAUAUAGAUAUAUCUUAUACACAUCGAUAAAAACAGCACUUUUUCUUCAGUCAGUCAGUGAGUUUUUGUUCGUUUUAUUUUCGUCGGUUUUUGUUCGCACAACAGUCUCUCUCGCGCGCGCCGCGUUCAUGACAACGAUCAUUACAAGCAAUAUUCGAAAAGUUCAUACAAUUAGUGCGUUAAAAGAACAACAAACAGCUGCAAAUUAAGUGUUUAAGUUUUGCCGAAAACUCUCCAUUCCAACAUUGUGUGCUACGACGAGGCAAACCAGAGAGUGAGAGAAAGAGUGAGUGAGUCGAUACUCGCGGAAACUUUACGAUUUUACCAACCGAAAAUUUUCUAUUUGACUUGAGUUGUUCAGUUUUCUGCAAAACGUUCAAGUGAUCACUGCCACGCGAUUGCCGAGCGCAACAUAACUUCAACACUCCUUGUUACGCUGCUAGUUUGCUCGCUCGUUCGUUCGUUCGUUUGCUUACUUGUUUGUUUGCCCAUAUUCCAUCUUGUCGACUGCCAAAAGUUUCCCAGUUUUUUUUUCGCCAUUCCUUUCGGUGUGCUGUAAAACAAAUAACCACGGAUAAAGAACAAUGAUUUAAAGACAGUUUUAAUGGCGUACACAAUACAACAACACGAAUAAUAAUCAUAAUAAUAAUAAUAGAAAAAAAACAGUUCAUUGCAGCACAUAAUUCGCGGACGAAACGAACAUACGGACAAAAAAAUUAUACGAACGAGAUUGCAUUAUUUAUUGUUUUGUGCCAUUCAUAAUACCUUACGGAGAAGAAGAAAAAAGGAAGAGGAAGAGCGAUUCGCAUGCGAGAGACGAAAACAACAAAAAUUUAUACAUUACCCAGUUCUUAUUUAAUAUGCAAUCCGACAAAAAAAAAAACAUACAAACAAUUUAUAUAGUUGAAAUUCAUUAACAGUACAUGGCCCACACUCUCUCUCGCUAACGCUCACGAUCAAAUGAAUAUUGGCCGGAAAAUACAGAACUUUUGCAUACUUAAUUGAAUACUUAAAAACAAAUAAAUUUUCCACGAAAAUUCAAACUGAAAAACCGCCCCGGAUUUCUGUUGGCAUUUCGCACAUUCGUCGAGAGAGAUAGAGAGACUACGGAACAAACUGAAAUUAAGAUAAACGAAGUUUCAAUAAUAAACACAAGUGAUACAAACGGAAAUUUUUUAAUUCAUAAUUUAAAUUUACGGAGAAAAAAAAAGACCAGAAACGUUGGACACUUCUGAUUGAAAAAUUCGAGGAAAAAAAAAGAGAAAAACAAAUCAAUAGCAGAAACUUACGAGAACUUUUUGACUGCUGCAGUUCGUGUUGACACGAAAAAAACGACAAAGAGUACGAGAUUGCGAGAAACGGAGACUUUCUCUUCUUUUUUGACCAUGGCGAAGCAGCACGGUGAACGCGGAAGGAUGACUAUAACUUUCCUUUUGGCUAUUUGUAUUUCGCUCAUCAAUAAAGGUGCGAUAGCGUCACCACGAUAUCAAGAGAACUUUUUCGAUGAAGACAAUCAUUCGCCAGGAUUUUUAACCAUCGGCCAAAAGUACAGCAUUGCCAUCGGUUCGACUGUUGUGUUGCCGUGUAAAAUCAACGAAACAGAGCACACGGGUCAUGUGCUUGCUUGGAAGCAUGGAAUCGCUGUGCUAACGGCUGGCGAUGUUAAGGUAACGAGUAAUCCGCGCAUUCGGUUGAUGCCACCGCAGCAAGGGAUCAUCGAUACAUCAGCCCGUGCAUCGCAUUCAAACAGCUACAAUUUGGAGAUUCAAAAUGUGCGGAUGACCGAUGCCGGUGACUAUGCUUGCCAAAUUGGAUCCAUCGUACCCAAGGAAAUUGUUCACAGCUUAGAGGUUUUGGUGCCACCAAAAAUCGAUUAUGUCGCACCAUCAACCCGUGUGGAUGUUCCGAAAGGUGCAUCAAUUAAACUGGAAUGCCGUGCAAGUGGAAACCCUUUGCCAAAGGUGUAUUGGACUCGCAAAAAUAAUGUGCUGCCAAACGGUGAGCCAAACUCGACCAACAACAUUCUAGAGAUGAUGCACGCAGAUCGACACACCGUUGGACAUUACCGAUGCACGGCCGAUAAUCGAGUUGGUCAACCCGAUGGUCGUGAUAUUUUUGUCAACGUUUUAUAUGCGCCGGAAAUUGAAGUCGAGCGUCCAUUUGUGCACACUGGUGUUGGGCAUGAGGCUCAAUUGAUUUGUGUCGUACACGCUGAACCACAAGCUCAUGUCAUUUGGUACAAGGAAACCACUCAAAUUGGAACAACCGAACAGCUCUCACAACAGAGUCGCGGCAAUCGACACACGCUCACCAUUCGAAAUGUCACCUACAACGAUUUGGGAAAUUAUACGUGCCAAGCAUCGAAUAACUUGGGCAAGGAUCGUGCAUCACUCACUCUCAGCGGAAUUCCAUCGGUUUGCACAUUUGAUUCGCCAACACUCAGCAAUCAUCGUGAUCAAUACAAUAUAACGUGGGUGGUGCAGAGUUAUGCACCAAUUCUCGAAUAUCGAUUGUUCUACCGAAAGCAGACAGCCAACGGAAAUGUGAAUCCAACCAGUAACAACGAUGUCAUCCACUACGAAAAAUACCCAAACAAUCACAAUAAUUUUCUAUCAACGUCACAAUUUCAUGGCGUAUACGAGCGUCACGCCGCUGAAUGGGAAAAUAUUGUUAUUCCGCAAAUGCAUCAUCAGUAUAGUAAUCAACCAAUUCAUCCGUAUCAACACAUGACAAAUAACCACAAUUCACGUCACAGAAUGUCAUACCUAAUUAAAAGUCUAGCACCAUCAUCAAACUAUGAGGCACGGGUACAAGCACGCAACGAUCAUGGCUGGAACAAACUUUCGAGCAUUUUUCAUUUUUCAACACGAGCGGAAGACUUGGAAAUGGAACCAUCUGCACAGCCAGCCGUAGCUAAGACUGCCGGUGUAUUUGAUAAAGAUGCCCACAGCCGUUCAUCAGUAAUAGUCAAAUCGUUGACCAAAAAAUUCUCCAUUUUCAUAUGCGUUUUGAGCAUAGCACUCUGCUUAUGAUCCAUUUAACUAAUUUUCAUAAAUCUUAGAGUUGUAUAAAUUUCGCUGAGAGAGAGAGAUAGAGUGGAGACACAGAAGGAAGAAAUGAGCAAAGAGAUGAAAAAAAAAUCAAGUUGAAUGGAUGCCAUCAUGUGAAAAGAAAAAAAACUGUUUGCACACAGGAAUGAAAGAAGCAAAAGAAAAAUUGGUCGUCUGUUCUGCAGAAUUUAUUUCGAUACAAAGCACUUUAGACACUGGCAUUCUUUUACUUUAUGAACGACAAAAAGGAAAAUCAACUAAACGAAGAUUUAAUAUUUAGUGCGCUUUAUUGUUUUAUGUCCGCAACAAGAACAAAAAAAAUGGUUUUAAAUCAGCCAUAUAUGUAUGCUUUACUCAUCACAACACACAUUUGUAUCGAAAUAAAUGAAAACGAAGCUUGAAGAGAACCGAAGCAACCCACUUGACAUUUUUCCUGUUUGCAAACAACCAAAAAAAAAACACACACACAAACACAAACAUAUACAAAGCGACAUACAAGAGGAGCCCAAACAGAGUGCACACAUAAAUUCAACCAGGAUUCCACUAAAUAUAAUCAACAAAGUAACUAUAAUUUAGAGUUAAACUUUGAUUUUUGUGUAGCUGAAAAAAAUGAGAGAGAGAGAGAGAGAGAGAGAGAGAGAGAGAGAGAGCGAGAACGGAAAAGGUCAUAUUUUUGGCUGAUGGAGGAUUUGAAGAGAGGGAUGGUGAAGAGAAUUUUGUAUAAAAUUUAGAUUGAAGCACAUUGAAAAUACUCAAAGGUAGAAGCUAGCAAUGUCCUGUGGAUGAAACAACAUCAAACAAUCUUUGGCCAACUUGGUUGCUGUGUGUGCCUGUGCAUUUUCCGGGUGCGCCUACGAAGAAAAAAACAUGAAACACAAACGAAGCAUAUUGGAGCCAGAGGUCCCAGGAGUGCAAAGAGAAAACUAUAGAGGGAUCGCAAAGACAAUUUGAAAUUUGCUAUCUUUAAUCGAUAUUUAAAAGAAAUGAAGAUAAUUUUUUUUCUGACUAGUCGCCACUUAAAUUAGCUAAGACUUCACACAAAAAUGUAUAUUUUGAUUUAGGCUAUAUGAUAGGUCGCUUUUGCGUACAAACUGUUUCGGUUUUCUGCCCAUGAAUAUUGGACAAGUAGCAAAGUGCAAUUGAACUGAAAACUGCUUUGCUUCCCACCAAAAAUAGAAACUAUUUCAAUUCAACGAACCGCUCUACCUGGGGAAUUUUGACCAAAACAUACACUUUGGCACAACUUUUCUCCCUGUGUGUCCAGCAGUUGACAGUUUUCGAAGAUCAUGAAAAAGUUUGCUAGAUUUCAAGGAAUGGGAUUGGGUGUGUAUGCUCUGAAGAACAUUUUGAAUAAGCUUUUUCACAGUUUCACAACCAUGUGAUAGAUCUUAAUGAACUGAAACUAUUCGGCCAUAAACUUGGUCUUAAAAACUUGCGUAUAAUUUUGUAGUCGAAUGUUCAUCGGCAGUGGGAAACAUUUCUUACGCAAUUUCUAACGACUAUUAAGUUUAUAUAUAUAUAAAUGUCAGUGCUAAUGUUUCUUUUUUCUGCAUACGUUAAAUGCACGUCAGUCUUUUCUUUUCAUUUUUGCUACUAAAAAAAUUUGAAAGUAUUUAAAGAACUCUCACCUUUCUUUGAACAAACCAGAUUGAAAAUGUGACAGAGAUUUACAUUUAUAUUACACACAUUUAAAAAGAGAAAAAAAAACAACAAAUUAUUUUGAAUCGUUCAAUAUUAGGCACUUGGUAUGCAUCGAUUUACUAUUUUUUAUUAUCAAAAGAAAAGCAAUUAAUGUAAAAUGAAAUUAGUUUUGUUUCAUUUCCCAAAAGAAAGAAAGAGACAGAAAAUUUUCAUACAAUUUGAACGAAUAUAUAUAGUUAUUUAUCGAAUAUCCUUGAGGGAGAGUGAAAAUGUUUGGUAAAUGUUUCCAAAAUUUAAUUAAGAUUUGCAUCGAAAUUUCUUGAUUACGAAAGAGAACGAGAAAAGGUACGCUCAAGUCAAGAUUCUCUCUGUGCAUCUCUGCCUGAUGAUAAGGACGCGGAGGAGGAAGAGGAGGUGGAAACAAGAAAAGUUACACUGUGACAAGUUUUGGAAGUCAUACGGUUCUAUAAGUUAUGUUUGUUUAGCAAAAAAAAAAAAAAAUGUCACCAAAUCAAUUCUUUGAUAGACACACCCACACCCACAAAUACACAUUCAAGCAUUAUAAUGACCACAUCAUACUAAAAACGGGGAAAAAAUGUUUUGUCGGCAUUUCACUCGCGAGCGCGAGCGCGCCAUAAAACUCAACCGAAAACCCUCUUUCGCUCGUAAUCUACUACACAUCAAUAUCAACAAGUUUUUAUCGCAUACUCGUCGUUUCGGUGUUUCUUCUCCCUUCUGUUUUGGAGAUAACGAACCAACAACAUGAGACCGAAAACAGCUAAGCAAAAAAAAACAACAAAAACAAAUCACAGCAUAUUUUAAAUAAAACGAAAUUAUACCAGAAAAAAACAACAACAAACUAAAUGCCAUAGAAUUGAUGUGACGGGAGCAAAAGAACAAAAAAAACAAACACACACAUAAACAAAAACACUCUAACCAACGGAAAAUUGUUUGACUUAAGUUGAUAUAAAAAAAAUUUAUUAGCGUAAUCCCAUAAAAAUGGCACAAUUAUCAAGUUUUCAUUACAAAAUGGUAUAGACAUUAAGUUUAUCAGCUGGCUUGACGAGGCCGAGUGGAGUGUGAGAAGGGGGGAGUAAAUGUGUAUGUGUGCUCUUCUUUCGAAUUUUGGAGCGCACUUCGUAGCGAUCAACUGACACACUGAGUAACUGGACCGCUCACUGACUCUAACUCAUUCACUCGUCAACAAUUUCGGCCAGCUGCUAAAUUUCAUGAUUAUUCGUAAUUACAAUUUAAGAUUUAAGUAAAUACUACACUCAAAUUUUAAGAAGAAGAAGAUGAUGACAAAAUAAAACACACACACAACCAAAAACCAGCAGAUGCGAACCAAAGUUAUGGAUAAGAAAUAAUAACUUUAUUGAUUAGGACUUAAUUGUAUUUAUCAAAAAUGCAUUUUUGUUGAAAGUGUUGCUGCCGCAAUCCAGUUGCAGUAGCAACCAAAUGCGAUCUGAAUGUACAACAUUUUCGAAGAAGAACCAGAAGAAGAAGCAGAAAAAAAAGUUUUCCAGCUUUUUUUUAAACCACAAAAACCACUUUAAAGUGAAACAAAAGUUGUUUUCGGUGUAAGUAGUCGCCAGUUCCGCUAAAAUCAUUGCCCGUUUGCUCCACAAAAUAGACACACACACACACACACACAUACGAACACUCACCCAUUUCGCUCACACAUUUCGCUCUUUAUUGAUCCAAGUUGCAGUUCCUCACUUUCUGCCCAUUCUGUAGUUUUCUUCAAAUCGCUUUUUACCCGUAUGUGUGUGUGUGUGCGUUACUUGUGUGCUGAACGAUGACUUCGCAUUCUGAAAUGGAGUACUUUAAAUCGCAUUUGAAAGAUAUUUUCUUCCGAAGCUACGUAACAUUAACAGAACAGAACAGAAACUGAAUAUUUAAAAAAAAAAAACACACACAACACGAUAUAUGAGAGAACAAACAUCUCGCAAAAACCAAAGAGAACAAAGAAAAAAAAAUAGUAAAAUUUGUCGAGAACAUGUCUACAAACUCGACCUAAUCGUACAAUUUGUCCUAAAUAAAAGUUUAAUGAAAUAAAGACAACAACAACAAAAAAAGCAGCAAAAACAGA